This is a messenger RNA of Neltuma alba, 969 nucleotides long. RefSeq names its product aquaporin NIP6-1. Gene Ontology annotation, molecular function: channel activity. The record is from RefSeq and is a predicted model, not a curated record. Gene Ontology annotation, biological process: transmembrane transport. The transcript is spliced from 4 exons. NCBI's taxonomy places the organism in Eukaryota, Viridiplantae, Streptophyta, Magnoliopsida, Fabales, Fabaceae. Bases 40 to 696 code for a protein of 218 amino acids. Gene Ontology annotation, cellular component: membrane.
UAACAGGUAGGAGCUGAGUUCAUAGGCACUCUGAUUCUAAUGUUUGCAGGGACAGCCGCUGCUAUAGUGAACCAGAAGACACAGGGCGCCGAGACUCUUAUCGGCUGCGCCGCCACCACUGGUCUCGCCGUCAUGAUAGUCAUCCUCUCCACCGGCCACAUCUCCGGCGCUCAUCUCAACCCCGCCGUCACUAUCUCCUUUGCUGCACUAAAGCACUUUCCAUGGAAACAUGUUCCAGUGUACAUCGGAGCUCAAGUACUGGCGUCAAUAUGUGCAGCAUUUGCACUGAAGGGGAUAUUUCAUCCCUUCAUGAAUGGAGGAGUCACUGUUCCUUCUGCAGGAUAUGGCGAAGCCUUUGCUUUGGAGUUCAUCAUCAGUUUCAACCUCAUGUUCGUCGUCACCGCCGUAGCCACCGACACAAGAGCCGUUGGAGAACUUGCGGGAAUCGCAGUGGGAGCCACGGUCAUGCUCAACAUCCUUAUCGCAGGGCCAGCAACAGGAGGGUCAAUGAACCCAGUGAGAACACUAGGGCCAGCAAUAGCAGCAAAUAACUACAGAGCCAUUUGGGUAUAUCUCAUAGCUCCCAUUCUUGGAGCUCUCAGUGGAGCAGGCACUUACACUCUGGUGAAGCUCACUGAUGAACAAGAAGAAGAGGCCAAGGUCACAACUUCUGCCCCUGGCAGCUUCAGAAGAUGACCAUGUUCUCAACAUCAUGCAUGCCACCCAAUAAUAAACAACUAAACAAGUGGGCAUUGAGAAUUUGUAAUCCUUGGUUCCUGCCCAUAUAAUAUAUACAAUUUUAGUUGAGCAGGAAUGUGUGUGAGGAGAUAGAUUCUUGUAAUGUUUUAAGCCAAAAAAGAGUGGUGUGAGUGAUACAUGUAUAUAUACUGUAUUGUCUUUUCUUUUUGUGAUCAAUGAAUCAACCAAUGAAUGAAGCUAGAUUUCAUCUAGUUGGGGCAUUCUUGUUUA